Messenger RNA from Heterotrigona itama, 340 nucleotides. NCBI's taxonomy places the organism in Eukaryota, Metazoa, Arthropoda, Insecta, Hymenoptera, Apidae. The record is from the annotation of a GenBank genome assembly.
AUGGCACGGUUACGAACGGCGUGUUUUAUGAUCCACGCGUCCGUAAGCGUGCGCGCGCGCGCGCUGCUGGCGUUCCUUUCUAGCGGCAAAAGCUGGCAAAACCAUCGUGAUAAAGGAACGCAGCCGCAGGGAACGCCGCCGAUGCUGAAAGCCUCCAGUUGUACAAAAACGUUCGGUGUACUUUUACUCCGAAAUUUUGCACGACGCGAGCAACGUUUAUUAAAUCAUUAACCGUAUAACUGACGGAAAAGUGAACACGUUUGUUAGUUGGGAAGAAGAACUCUUGAGAAAAAUGUUCAACCUCGACUGGGGUUUCCACUUCAUUUCGGACGAAUAUGGA